Molecule: messenger RNA, 2475 nt
Organism: Sceloporus undulatus (fence lizard)
Lineage: Eukaryota; Metazoa; Chordata; Lepidosauria; Squamata; Phrynosomatidae
Gene: DCAF12
Product: DDB1 and CUL4 associated factor 12
Exons: 9
Coding region: 210-1565 (451 amino acids)
Cellular component (GO): Cul4-RING E3 ubiquitin ligase complex
Molecular function (GO): protein binding
Source: RefSeq, a predicted model, not a curated record
AGGCCUCCCGCCGCCUGUCGCAAAGUGUCGUGAGCGGCGCCCGGUUGGGCCUAGUCUGCGGAAGAGAGGGAAGACUAGAGGAGGAGAAGGCGAGGAGGAGGAGGCGGCGCCCAUGCUCCGUCGCCGGGCGGCACUUCCCUCCGCCGCCCCCUCCGCCUCCAUGCGGGGCCCGGGCCCAGGCCGCGACGGAGCCUGCCCCCGCGCCCGCGAUGGCCAGGAAGACAGUUAGCAGGAAGCGGAGGGCACCCGGGGAGCCUUCCGAGGGGGUCGGCGGGGAGCAGUAUGGGUGGGAUCACUCAGUCCACAAAAGGAAGCGGCUCCCCCCUGUUAAAAGGUCACUGGUGUGCUACCUGAAAGGAAGAGAGGUGCGGAUACAGAACGAGUCCAGCUACCACCGACUGUUGCAUGGAUAUGCAGCCCAGCAAUUGCCAAGUCUCCUAAAGGAAAGAGAAUUUCAUCUUGGGACCCUUAAUAAAGUGUUUGCAUCUCAGUGGCUGAAUCACCGGCAAGUGGUGUGUGGGACAAAAUGCAACACGUUGUUUGUAGUUGAUGUCCAAACUGGCCAGAUUACCAAGAUUCCCAUUCUGAAGGACCGGGAACCUGACAUGGUGAACCAGCAGGGCUGUGGCAUUCAUGCCAUUGAACUGAACCCUUCAAGGACUCUCUUGGCAACGGGAGGGGACAACCCAAACAGCCUUGCUAUUUAUCGUCUGCCUACCCUCGAUCCUGUCUGUGUAGGAGAUGAUGGUCAUAAAGACUGGAUAUUUUCAAUUGCGUGGAUUAGUGACACCAUGGCCGUUUCUGGUUCCCGAGAUGGUUCAAUGGGGCUUUGGGAAGUAACAGAUGAAGUGCUGGCCAAGAGUGAUGUGAGGCGCAACUUGUCUCAGGUUCCUGUCUAUGCCCACAUAACACACAGGGCUCUGAAGGACAUCCCCAAGGAAAAUACCAAUCCAGACAACUGCAAGGUCCGGGCUCUUGCUUAUAACAACAAGAACAAGGAGCUGGGAGCAGUGUCCCUGGAUGGAUAUUUCCACCUCUGGAAAGCAGAAUACACGCUGUCAAAGCUGCUGUCAACUAAGUUACCAUAUUGCCGUGAGAAUGUGUGUCUGGCUUAUGGUCAGGAGUGGUCUGUAUAUGCAGUUGGAUCUCAGGCCCAUGUCUCUUUCCUGGACCCAAGGCAGCCUUCCCACAACGUGAAGUCCGUCUGUUCCAGGGAACGAGGCAGUGGUAUUCGCUCCGUGAGCUUCUACGAACACAUUAUUACGGUGGGGACAGGACAGGGUUCCUUGUUGUUCUACGACAUCCGAGCCCAAAGAUUCCUGGAUGAGAAGCCACCACACAGUUGCUGUACGUCAAGAUUAGGAGGAAGCGAAAUUCUCAAGUUGUCCACUGGCAAAGGUUGGCUGAAUCAUGAUGAAACCUGGCGGAAUUACUUUUCAGACAUCAGCUUCUUUCCAAAUGCUGUUUACACCCACUGCUACGACUCGUCUGGCACGAAACUCUUUGUGGCAGGAGGUCCCCUUCCAUCUGGACUCCACGGAAAUUACGCUGGUCUCUGGAGCUAAUAACUCUUCCAAAAUGAGGCUCUCUCGUGUGGCUUUCCCCCUUUCUUCUCCACAUUUUCGUUCCUUUUCAAACAUACAAACAAGAGAGAUUGUGUGACUACAUUCUUCUCUUCUGCUUUUGAUGCAAUGGGGGUUAACUUUUCUUUUUGGGGGGAGGGGAAAUGGAUUCUUCUACUGGUCUCCUGGCAGAUUUUUGUACAUUUUGAACUAUUUUUGUUUAAUCUUCUUUGAUCUUUAUACAGUGGAUUUUUAACCCCCACCUCCUUUUAUUGCAUUUCCUAAAACUGAUUCAGUCUUCGCCCUGAGCUUAGGCUGACCAAGCAUACAUGCCCCCUCCUCUCCUUACUUCACCAUGAGGUAGUAAAUCCUCCAUUAGAUCGGCUGCUGCCGAGCUUUCUGUGAAAGCCCAGGGGCUGUGUGAGUGUGUGUGCGUGUGAGUGUAUGUACAGGUACUUUGUUGGUCACAUUACCUGGAAUAAAAAGCUACUUGUAAUUAAAAGGAAAAAAAUUAAAGUAUUUAUAUAAUGAGAUACAUUACUACUUUAUCCACAGAACCCAGCUUGCAUUUGGUGUCAUCUGAUAUUUUGAAAAGUACAAGUUUAAUGAUGCCAUGUAGGUCACUGUGGUCCGUUGGUGGGCCUGUUCGCUAGGCCUGUCCACCUUAACCUCUCUCUUGCCUUGCUUUUCCUACAUUCCCUCCCUGCCACCUCCUGUAAGGAUGCCUCAAAUGAAUGAAUUGGAUUUUGGGAUACAGUGAGAUGGUUUUGGGGGAUGUAACCUAAAGGAUUAAUGUCUGUGAUGUUUAUUUGUAGCUGAACCACCAGUGCACCAUUCAUUAGGUGGAGGGAAAAUGCUAUUGUCUUAUGAGGUUAUCUCCUUAGAUGUCUUGCCAAUAAACAGUUUUAACUAG